CUGUAUUGGGAAAAUCCAAAAAUCGUUCCUCGACUGCAAGUCUGUAAUAGACACAGGAACGAAUUCACCGGAAGUCAUAUUGAUUUAGACUGUGUACAGUGUGAUAUGACACGAAUAGAAUAAAUGUCUUAGGAAAUGGAAAUGAAAUGAAAUGAAAGAAAAUUAAAAUAAUUGGAAUCAAUCAAGAGAUUGUUUUAUCAUACGGAAUUUAACCAAAUGCGCAAUACAUUUAUUCAGUGAAUAGGAUAAAUAUUUAUCCGUUGUUAAAAUACCAAUAGAACGAAAAUGUACAGUAUAAUUGGACUGGACAGGCUAGCAUGAUUUCUGACGAUGCUGUCGGGGCGUGAAGUGCAACUGGACAAUACAGACAGGUUGCUGCGGACAAAUUACAGACGUUACAGCCCGAAUGUCCACUGGAUCAUGAACUAUGUGAUAUUCAACAAACAACAUUCUAUUAAGACUGUUUUCGAUUUAUAAUUCAUGAUUUUGUAUUGAGAUUUUUAUCCUUGGUGACAGGAUUUAAAGCUUUUUAUACAUUCGACACGUACAUUAACAGGCGCCAUGAUGACUCUGCUACUGAAGUUGUGUACUAUAUAUGUCCUGUGUAUAGUAGGAGUGACUCCUGACCGACGUGAUCCUAUGAAAAUAGGUGUCAUAUUGGACGAUAAAGGCGAAAGGCAGCGCAUUCUGGCAUUUGCCUGGAGCUAUUUCAAGGGUCAAUUUGGCAGUCCUAAUGUAAAAUACACACCAGCGGAUGUGAUAGAUAUCAGCAAUAACAUCAAGCUUAUUUCAAAAUUAUGUGACAAAAUGACGGAAGGAUCUGUUAUGAUGAUAGUGGAUUACCACCCCACAACCUAUGGUAGUGUACAGUCUUACGCCCACUACCUGAACUUACCCACCCUGGUUCCCGGCGGUACCGGAAGCAGUGCCUACGACCCGUAUAAGUACGAUAUCAGUCUACUUCCGCCCACAAUUGACGCCAUUGUUGCUGUUGUCAAACAUUUUCAGUGGAAUACCUUUGUAUACUACAUUUUUGAUACUAAUGACGGUCUUUUAAGGCUUCAGAGUCUUUACCAGUCGUUUGUAUCAGGAGAUUACUACAGUCCUGUGAUCCGGGCUCGGAGGAUCAGCAACGUCUCACAUUGUUAUGAUAUACUCAGGAAAAUAGACAGGAGUCCUCCGCCGAAAAGAAUAAUACUCGACCUUUCUACAAAAGAAGCGUACGAAAGUGUUCUCCACCAGAUUGUAGAUGUUGGAAUGAAUAGAGACGGAUAUCACUAUAUACUUGGAGGAUUGGGUAUAAAUGAAUUAGACCUGAGCACAUUUGUUUACGGCGGCGUUAACAUUACAGGAUUUAGUAUAGUUGACAAUGUAUCCCAGGAGAACCAUAAUAUUCUGACGCAAGCUGACCAGUUUGACGUACAUACAGUUGGAGAAAUAACGGUAGCUGAUGCUAUGGUAAUAGACACUGUGCACGUGCUUCUUGCUGCAGUCGACAAAUUAAAUAAGGAUAUAGACAGCAAUAGAGAGGACAUAUACACGUCGAGAAGUAAAAGCAGACAAAGAUAUUCAAGGUAUGGCGGUACAAAUCAAACGUUUAGAAGUUAUAACUGCAGUGGAGAUAAACUACAGCAAAGUUUUGACGGUGCAAUGGUUCUUAAGGCACUGAAAAAUGUAACGAUCUAUGGUUUGACAGGCCAUAUAGAAUUUGACGGUAAUGGUGUACGGCAGAAUUACAUUUUCAGGGUUUUUCAGUUGGAGCACAAGAAACCACUUCGAGAGGUUGGAUUUUGGACUCCCAAAGGAGGAUUUAAUACAACACUACCGAAACUUGAAGUAUUUAAAGCGCCCACUGGUGACACAAACCGGACGCUGCGUGUCGUUACAAUAAAGGAAGAGCCCUUUGUUCAGUUCAAAAAGGGAACAGACAUGUCUGGAGCACCACUAGUAAACGGAAGGUACUUGGAGGGUUACUGCAUUGAUCUAGCGGAAGAGCUACAGAAAACGUCUUCCCGCUAUUAUGACUAUUAUAUUGAUCUGGUUGGGGACGACAAUUAUGGUGCAAGAGAGGAAGAUUUGGGAUGUUGGAAUGGGAUGAUUGGAGAACUUUUAAGCACUCACGGGUGUCCUAACGGAACGAGAAAGAAAGCGGAUAUUGCCAUUGCGCCACUUACUAUAAAUGAAGAGAGACAACGCGCUGUAGACUUCACAAAACCUUUUAUGAAGACGGGUAUCAGCAUUAUGAUCAAGAAACCGGACAAGGAAAAACCGGGCGUUUUCUCUUUUAUGUAUCCACUUUCAAACCAAGUAUGGCUGUGUGUCAUGGUAGCGUUCGUUGCCGUCAGCUUGGUGCUAUUUUUCGUCGGAAGAUGGAGUCCGUACGAGUGGUCGGACUUGGAUCCUAAAGGAGGAUCACCUAUUAACAAUUUUAAUUUGUUGAAUACAUUUUGGUUUUCUCUUGGUGCUUUAAUGCAGCAGGGCUCUGAUACUUUCCCCAGAUCCUAUUCAGGAAGGAUAGUUGGGAGUGCUUGGUGGUUCUUCACGCUUAUACUUAUAUCGUCCUACACUGCAAAUUUGGCUGCUUUUCUCACUAUAGAACGUCUUACACCGCCAAUUAGUGGAGCUGAUGACCUGGUCAAAAAAGGCAGUGAUAUCGCCUUUGGUACAUUAAAAAGUGGAUCUAGCAGAGCCUUCUUUGAGGAUUCGAAAGUGAGCACUUAUCUGAAGAUGUGGCAAUACAUGGAGGCUAACUUUGAAACAGUAAUGGUUAGUGAUACUUCAAAAGGUGUCGAGAAAGUGAGAAAUAGCAAAGGAAAAUACGCAUUCUUGCUGGAAUCUGCUUACAACGUUUAUCAUAACCAAAGAAAACCGUGUAACACAAUGAAGGUGGGACAAAAUUUAGACAGCAAAGGUUACGGUGUAGCUACACCGGUGAAUUUUUAUUUAAACAAUCAACUUAAUCUAGCAGUCCUUAAGCUACUGGAGACAGGUCAGCUAAUGAAGCUGGAACAGAAAUGGUGGUACUCUAAGGGAAUGUGCGGGACGAAUAAAAAGGACGCCACAACAAGUGCGCUAACGCUAAGUAAUGUGUCUGGAAUAUUUCACAUUCUUGUCGGCGGUCUUCUGCUGUCUAUGAUAGUUGCCUUAUGUGAAUAUGUCAUACAUCAACGAAUAAGAAAGCUUCGUGAAAGGGGUAAAAUGAAAAAGAUGAAACCUCAGACAGUACGAAUAGUAAAGAAAGAACCAUUAGAAGCAUUAAAGGAAGCUGGCUACAGUGAGAGGGAAAAUUCCGUAGUAUGUCAUGAAUUCUGUUAUUGUAUAAGUAAAGAGCCUAUUAUUGCAUAUUCCUGCCAACAACAUAUUUACAUGUUUACUUCGGAAUUUUCACGACUUUAAUUCUUGUAUUUAAUAAGCGGAAAGUUUUGUGUUAGAAAAAUUGUCGACACAAAUAAAUAUAGGAUAUAUCAUGAGUGUCUUUUCAUAUUGAAUUUAUUAAACGAGAUGAAUAAAAUGCGAGGCUCUGUCGAGCAUUUUAUCAAUUUUAUUCAACGAGUUUAAUAAAUUCAAUUUGCAAAGACAUCAAUGUAAUAUUCGUUUUGUCACAUGUAAAACGGAUAUAUCGAUACUUGUCACAUAAUAGUUUGUUGGUGAAUUUUUAGAAAAUGGAUUGCAGCAGCUAAAGCUGUACUUUUCUUCGUUAGAGUUUUGAAUUUGUAUUAUAUAUCAUACCAGUCAUCUAUAAAAACAAUAUGUUUUGACUUCAAUCAAAAAUUAAAAGGACAAACUUUAUGUUAGAUUUCCCUGACAGAAGCGUUCACCACAUCAAAGUAUAACUGUGUGCAACGGAAUUUAGAGCACGGCUAACAGUAGCGAUACUAGAAAUUAGAAAACACAAAACUUCAAAGGAAAAUGCCGCAGUCAUGCAGUUUUUCUUGUUUUACAUAACUAGACAUACGCAAUCAAUGUAAAUAUAUCAUCAUCAUUUUUUUUUUCAGAUAAUUGGAUGCUCCUAGAGUCGUGCAAUAUUACCGCUGCAGAACUCGUGCAUAUAUCCACAUACGAAGCUAAUAACCUAUGAUUAUUGUUUCAACUUGUUGGAUAUACGUCAUCAAUAUAAGAUACUAUCUUCUUGUUUCAGCUAGCUAUACUAUCAUCUUGUUGUUUAAACUAUCCGGAUAUACGUUAUUUAUGUAUUGUAUCAUCUUCUUUUCGUCUGGUAUACGUCAUCAAUUUAUAUGUUGUCACCUUCUUGUUUCAGCUAAACCGAUAUUUGUCUCAAAGAAUGCUACCAUCUUCUUGUUUCAACUAACCUGGUAUACGUCAUCAAAAUAUGCUUUUCGGUUACACCUAACCGGAAAGCGUCAUCAAUGUAUAUUAUCAUGUUACAGCGAACCGGAUAUGCGUCAUCAAUGUAUGCUAUCAUCCUCUACCAGCUAACCGGAUAUACGUAAUGAAUUUAAAAUAUACGUUAUUUAUGUU
Mercenaria mercenaria is the source of this 4479-nucleotide messenger RNA. Its product is annotated as glutamate receptor 2-like. NCBI's taxonomy places the organism in Eukaryota, Metazoa, Mollusca, Bivalvia, Venerida, Veneridae. The record is from RefSeq and is a predicted model, not a curated record. Bases 562 to 3396 code for a protein of 944 amino acids. Gene Ontology annotation, molecular function: transmitter-gated monoatomic ion channel activity involved in regulation of postsynaptic membrane potential; glutamate-gated receptor activity. Gene Ontology annotation, biological process: monoatomic ion transport; modulation of chemical synaptic transmission; synaptic transmission, glutamatergic. Gene Ontology annotation, cellular component: plasma membrane; postsynaptic membrane. The transcript is spliced from 18 exons.